GGGAAUAUACCUUUAUAAGGUUUGGUAUGUUGGUGAUAUUCUUUUAAUAAAUGAAUCAAAAAAAAAACUUUAUUUUCUAUUUAAUAGUGUACUGUAUUAACGUUAUUCCAAAAUAAGUUGAUAUAUAUGCCAUUUUUACCUUGGGAUGGACGUAAGCUCCCAUUCGAUGAGUCAUUAAUUGAUAAAAGGUUGGUAUGCAAACAAGUAACAGUUGAAACUAUUGAUAAGUGUAAAUUAGCUGGAAUUAUUUUAACAAAAUCUGUGGAAGGAGAAGUUGAUGUACGUUAUAGAGACGAUGUUCCAGUUAUGAUUUAUUUUCAAGGUAAUGCUGGUAAUACACUACUUCGAUUACCGCUUUUCUCUCGUCUUUUACUUCCUCCAACAAGUUCAAUCCCAAAUUUGUAUAUAGUCGCUAUAAGUUAUAGAGGUUAUUGGCUUUCAACUGGUUCACCUUCUGAGUAUGGGCUUCAAAAGGAUGCAAUAGCAAUUUAUGAAUUUGUGAGAAAACUUUUCCCAAAAAAUCCUCUUUAUGUUUAUGGUCAUUCCUUGGGAGGUGCUGUUGGACUUUAUUUGGUUUCUCAAUCAAAUAUUCAAAAAGAUUUGAGAGGAAUUAUCAUUGAGAAUACUUUUACUUCUAUAAAAGAUAUGGUUACAACUAUUUAUCCUCAAAAUUGGUUGCCCUAUAAAUAUCUUGUACGUUUACCAUUUGUACUUUGGAAUAAAUGGGAAAAUUCUCGAGUGAUUCAGGAAGUUACAGCUCCAAUAUUAUUUUUAUCAUCGCGUAAUGAUGAAAUUGUUCCUCAGGAACAAAUGUUGGAAUUAUACAAAUUGGCUGGUAAAUCUGAAAAGAAGAUAUGGGUUAAUUUUGACAAAGCAUUACAUAUGGAUACAUAUGUACACAAAGGAUAUGUGGAAGCAAUAAACAAGUUCAUAAGUGAAACAAACUAAUAUAUUAUUUCAGACGAUA
Rhizophagus irregularis DAOM 181602=DAOM 197198 is the source of this 967-nucleotide messenger RNA. The record is from RefSeq and is a predicted model, not a curated record. NCBI's taxonomy places the organism in Eukaryota, Fungi, Glomeromycota, Glomeromycetes, Glomerales, Glomeraceae.